This is a messenger RNA of Amyelois transitella, 3345 nucleotides long. RefSeq lists its product as uncharacterized. Bases 1 to 3345 code for a protein of 1114 amino acids. The record is from RefSeq and is a predicted model, not a curated record. Gene Ontology annotation, cellular component: plasma membrane. Gene Ontology annotation, molecular function: protein binding. NCBI's taxonomy places the organism in Eukaryota, Metazoa, Arthropoda, Insecta, Lepidoptera, Pyralidae. The transcript is spliced from 12 exons.
AUGUGUUUCCUCAAGAGUUUCGAAGAUGUGACCAACAAUAGAACCUUCUUGUUCAUCAUAGUAUUGCUAUCAUUGAAACUGUGCAGUCCCCAGGACUUGAAUGAAGAGUUUGUGAAUGAAGAUAUGACGAAUACGAUGGCAGAUAGCAGGGCUGUGAAAGUAAAGUUGCCAAGAGAAAUCAGUCAGUGUAGGCUUAGCGAACUAUUAUGUGAUACUGGACAGUGCGUUUCUUUGGACAAAUACUGCGAUGGAGUGGAUGACUGUGGAGAUAAAAGUGAUGAGCCGAAGUCUUGUACUCCAUGCAACAGAACUUACAUGGGGGACGUGGGUCGCACUUACGAGCUUGAAGUGCGGCGGCCCAGGGAAGAUCACCUCCCAUUCGUGUGUCAUCUCAACUUUACCGCCAAUGGAGGCAACUAUGGAGAUAUCAUACAGCUGACAUUUGACACGUUCACGGUAGGAAAAUUCGUAUCGUUCACAUCAGAUGGGUGUCCCGACGGUCACAUGACCAUAGUUGAGAGGAGUCCUUCGCCACCGACUGGCCAGUGGUGCGGGUCAGCUUGGGGCUACACAGUGUAUUUCAGCGAGUCAGAUUCUAUCAACAUGACAUUGAGAUUAGACAGAUUAAGCCAACAGGGCGUGGGAUACAAUUUCGACUUCAAGUUGGCAUAUAAGUUUCUAAGACGGAGUGAAGCGAGGUUGCGGUAUGGAAACGCGACGGUGGGAGCCUGGAGGGGGGAGAGGGUCCCUGGGACGUACUGUGACCGCAUACUGAGUGACUGCGACCUCCGCGCGUGCCGGAUUCAGUCACCGAACUUCCCUGGUGUAUACCCGAGAAAUGCGACCUGUACAUACCGCAUUGAACAUACCAAGGUGCCGGCCGAUAAACAUGUGUUGCUAGCAGUAAGACAGACGAACAGUCAUAAAAUACAUAUCAAAGACCAAAUAGUGAAGUACGAUAGAAGCCAGCGUGUGUUAAAGAUUUGGGACCAAUGCAACGUAGUACAGGACUACCUGACAGUUUGGGAUGGGGCUACCCGCGAGUCUCCUGUGUUGGUCCGUCUGUGCGGCGGAGACGCGGUACCGGACAUAGUGAGCAGGGGCCCUAACAUGCUGCUAGAGUUCCAUACUUCGCCAUACGAUAACCCGUUCCAUCCAGUGCCAUUGAGCUAUUUGCCUGGAUUUGAGCUGGAAGUUCAGGUAUUGUACGUGGACAAAGAUUCACACUCGUACGUGCGUCCCGACGGCCGCUGUCGUUUUGUUCUGCGUUCUUCAGACAAAACGAGUGGCGUCCUCAGGAAUCCUCGACAUUCUCUACCGCCGAACAGUUCGUGUGUCUAUUAUUUCCAGGGUCGCCCCAAUGAAAUCGUAUGGGUGUCGUUUGUGAAAUACCACUCAGCUGGUACAGAGCCAGCUGGCUUUGACCAGCAGAAGGAUUGCUCGUCGCAACUCACGAUAUGGGACGGAGCGGCGCCCGAUGCGGACCUGGACAGAAAGCUGGACAUGAGCGACAAGAAGUCAAUUCUGGGAAUGUUUUGCCGCGAAGAAUCGCCCCGUUUGUGUGACCACGCCUUACUGUCAAACGCCACGCGGGCGACGCGUCCUUGCGCACCGUCUGAAAGUUACAUCACUACUGGACCUGCACUGACGAUAUUACAAGAGCUUCGGCAGGGAUCAGCAUUGUAUCCCGUCUCCUUUCUACUUCGCUACGAAUUCGUGGACGUGAGCGAACAAGGGCAGCCAUUGCUCGAAUCCCAGUCAGCCUGCGACAGAGUUUUCAAAUCUGCACUAACCUAUUCGGGAAGAUUUCAAGCUCCUAGAGCAAUAUUCUAUUAUGGACGAGGCGGCGCACAGAACCUUACUUGCAUCUUGAGGUUUGAAGCGAAGCAAGGCGAGAGAAUUCAACUUACUUUCACGAGCACUUACUUCGGAAAUAAACAUUGCAGUACUCAUAAAGAUCCGCGGACAGGGCGAUGGAAAUGCGAUAGGCCAGCAAAAAGAACCAUAGGGGGUGAGGGGCUCGCUCAAAUUAUAAUUACUGAAUAUCCAUGGGAGGGUGUACCGAUACAAAGAGAUUGUUUGUGCACUAAUCGAUCGGAACCCCUGAAUAUACACACACUGACUGCACCCGUGGUUGAAAUUAAUUUCACAGUUACAAUGAUGAAUAUUACUGAAGAUUAUGAUGAUUUUGAUUUUGAGGGCGAAUAUAAGUUUAUUCCCACAGGGCCAGGCGAUGAAACUGUUUGCUCAUCAGCAUGGGGUGAGAGACGUUUACGAGGUAGUAGUGGAGAAAUAAGACUGUUUGAUAAACGUCAAUCAUCAGUUGCCCCCGAAAUAAUUGGUGAUAGGCAUGUUAUAUCAGAGAGUGUGAGAGCUGAGGUGGCUUGUGUUCAUAGACCUUGGCUUAUAGAGCCAGGAGGAGAUGAAGUCAAUCCUGUACAAGGAAGAUAUCUUUACGUUAAGGUGCCUGGAUAUGACAUGACUUCAACUUCACCUUUUUGCCCCACUCCAAACCGGUUAUUUAUUUACGAAGGUAGAGACACAUCACGACCACGAGAAAUAUGCCCCGAUGGUCCAAAUUCUAUCGAACUAUUCAGCCCUGGAUGGUUAUCUUCUCAAACGCCAUUAGAAUCUUCACUAAAACCACAUGCAAGAAGCUAUGUUAUUGAUUUUCUUCAACACGAACAAGCUGACUAUUCAAUAAAGUGGAUGGAACUGAUGAAACAGCCAGUAUUUGAACCCGAUCCCGAGUCAAAUCUGCUUCCAGCGUCCAUAUCACUUGAAUGUAAAUAUAGCUGCCCAGAAUUGAAUGCUUGCAUACCAUUGUCUUUAUGGUGUGAUGGAAAUGCACACUGUCCAUCGGGAUAUGACGAAGACGACUCUAAUUGUUCAUUUCGAAUAUCAUUGCCGCCUCCCUACGUUGCAGCUGUAGCCGGAAUCGGCUUAUUAAUAUGCGCAGUAUCAGUAGCUCUUUGCGCUUGCAAAAGACGACGACGAAAAGAUAAGGAGUUCAAAGCCAGAUUAGACGGAGCUUUGCCGCCAGAAGAACGACCAUACGAUCGGGCUAAAACCAAUGGGGUACCUGAAGCAGCACGUCAGUACGCUACAGUACAAAAGUAUGCCACUAUAGAUAAGUACAGUUUGAGCCAGAAGUAUAGUGCUGGAUUGAAUGAUGCGAGAUAUUACGACGAAGUAGCACAAAGGGAUAAGCUUGCCGAUACUAGGUACGCUAGUUUAGGUCGAGCGGGCCGCGGUACGCGCGUGGAAAACUCCACUAGGGGUAAUGGCUCCAGACGGGCUAUGCCUGAUCUAGGUUAUCCUGAUCUUAAAGACGGUUUCUGUUGA